Camelina sativa (false flax) is the source of this 1215-nucleotide messenger RNA. RefSeq names its product rhodanese-like domain-containing protein 4A, chloroplastic. The record is from RefSeq and is a predicted model, not a curated record. NCBI's taxonomy places the organism in Eukaryota, Viridiplantae, Streptophyta, Magnoliopsida, Brassicales, Brassicaceae.
UUAUCCUCUUGGCGCUUCCACUCAUCCGUCUCUCGUCGUCAUAUCACUGAUGACGUCUCUUCCGAUGAUCCUCGCAUCCUCUCCUCCGCGAAACCUAACCAAACCUUCUUCUUCAACUUCUCAAUUCCCAAAUCCCGUUCAAAGUUCACCAAAACAACUCGGAAACUUAUCCAACAAAACCCAUCUCUCCCUUACUAUCUCCCAACUCAUCCUCACGUCCCCUGUUCUCGCAUCUGAGUCCUUCGACUCAAUCUCAGACCCACCUACCGGAAAAAUCGAUUUGGAGUCAGUCUUGGUCACGAUUGACAAUUUCUUCAACAAGUACCCAUUUUUCGUAGCGGGAUGCACUUUCAUGUACCUUGUGGUGUACCCGGCUGUGAUUUUUUACUUGAGGAAGUAUAAACCAAUAUCCGCCGUGAACGCGUUUCGUAAGCUCAAGAACGAACCUGAUUCGCAGCUUUUGGAUAUUAGAGAUGACAAGACUCUGGCUUUAUUGGCCUCACCGAAUCUUAGGUUUCUUGGUAAGAGUUCAGUUCAGGUUCCGUUUAGUGAGAGUGACGAGGAAGGGUUCUUGAGGAGAGUUAAAGGAAGCUUCUCUGACCCUGAAAAUACAGUUGUCUGUGUUCUUGACAAUUUUGAUGGUAACUCGUCAAAAGUGGCUGAAUUGCUGAUCGAGGAUGGCUUCAAAGAGGCUUAUUAUAUCAGGGGAGGUGCGAGAGGGAAGAAUGGUUGGUUGGCCAUUCAAGAAGAGCUUUUGCCUCCACCUGUGCAUAUGUUUACUGCGAAAAAUGUUAAAUCAUCAAACAAUAAUGAAGCGUCCAUUGUUGGAACUGAGAACUGAUUCAAGAACAUAGCCUAGUGUGGUGUGGAGGUUCUCAUUCUUGUGGCAAGACAUGAUACUACCAAACCAUGGAAGAGAUGCAUUGAGAAAGCUUCUCUAGGGUGGAAGAGUUUUAUAUAUUGAUACACUUGAGUAGAUUUCAAGACCACUCUAUGCUUCACAAAAGCUAACCUUGUCUACAGAAUGAUUUCUCAAGCCAUUCCAAUACAAUGAGACCAGUUAUUCUUUUGAAGUUUUUAUGCUUCUGUACCUUUUCAUAUAUGGAUUGUAUGACUAGUUAUAACCAUAGAAGGAAACAGUUUAUGUGUAAUGCUCCUCCUGAGAUGGUUUGAAAAAAUUCACCUACGAUUUUUUGAUAAAUUAUCUUUGAGAUU